Hydractinia symbiolongicarpus is the source of this 2440-nucleotide messenger RNA. RefSeq lists its product as uncharacterized. Lineage: Eukaryota; Metazoa; Cnidaria; Hydrozoa; Anthoathecata; Hydractiniidae. The record is from RefSeq and is a predicted model, not a curated record. The transcript is spliced from 2 exons. Bases 246 to 1292 code for a protein of 348 amino acids. Gene Ontology annotation, biological process: negative regulation of DNA-templated transcription; negative regulation of circadian rhythm.
GCAGUGCUGGAAUACUAAUAUAUACGGUAGACCGAGAAAGACUUGGCAGGAGGUUAUAAGGACAGACUUGAUACAGAGGAAGUUGAGUUUAGAUCUAACACAGUCUAGAUCAGAUUGGAAGAGGGUCAUUAAUAUACCCCGUCCAACCCAUGCCAGCAUGGAAAACGGACGUUAAGCCGAGAAUGAUGAUGAUGAUGAUGAUGUUAAAGCCCCUGGGUUUCUUGUUUAUAUUAUAGUUAAAGUAAAUGGAAGAAUCCUGCUCACCUGGUCCAGAGAGUAACGAAUGGAACACAAAUAAUUCUGAUUAUGAUCUCCAAUCAACAUCCCAAGUGCACUUGUUUAGCAACAAUGGAACAAUAUCUUCAGAGCAAGUUUACUCAUCAGAUUUUUACCCACAAUCAUCUCAUACAACAGAAUGGCUUCCAGUGCCAGAAGCAUUGUUUACGUUUACAAACAAUGCAGAACAAUAUUAUAUGUCUGGUAGUGAUAUUGAUGAAUGGAGUGUAGAGAAAGAACAGACUGAGCUUCAACAAAAUUAUUCACAUAACAGAAGUUACAUAACAAAUGCUUCCUAUGAAAGGGGAUUAAAUUUGCCAAUUCGGAUGCAACAUCCUUCGCAGCACAGGUGUGAUGAGAAUUUAAUGGGAUAUAACCAGCUAUCACCAGCAAUGCAAAAUUCAAAUUAUUAUUCACAAGAAAAUCAGCAGGCAACAACUCAAAUCAAUCACAAUUCUGAAUUUCAAAUGCCAUCAUCCCAGCAAUCAGACUUGAAUGCAGUAGAUAAUACUAGACUUUAUUGUAGUAAAAACAAGUUUUUAGAAAACUCACAACAUGACAGUUUAUCAUCUGAAAGUGAAAGUUUAGUUAACCAACUUCAUCACAAAGUACCUAAGCAGCCAGGCACAUAUACCACUCCACACAAAUUUGCACUAGAUAAAAAUUCAAGGAAGAGAAAUUUCACCAGAAGGGAUAAAAAUAACAUUUUGGGUUCCCAGUCAGGAACCUCCUCUUUAUCAUCUUUUGAAGAACAGACAAGUAUGCCUUCAUCUCAGCAUGUUCAACAAGAAGAGAAAAAUACUCCUAAUACAAAUGAAUCUAAAAGGAAAAUUCAUCGACCUAUGGAGAAAGAGAAAAAAUACAAUAAUACAAUGACGGCUUUAGAAAGGGCUGGCAUAUUGGAUAUAACAUUGCAAACGGCACAAUUGAUUAAAAAGAACGAUACGCUACAGAAAGAUAUUGACAUGCUUGAAGAAAUUGUUCGGGUGACAAAACAUCUGAUAAGUGAAAAUUAAAUAUACCCUAAUUAUAUAAUUUAUAUAGUUUAUGUAGAUUAUGUAUUAAAUUAUGUAUUAAAUUCUUGAGAACGUUCUAGUUCACAAAGAAUCUGAAGGAUAAUCUAAUUAAAAGCUCAGUUUCCAAUAAAGUCUGUAUUGUUGUGCAUCAUUGAAAAAUAUAGAAAAACUUCUGUCUCUACAACAUUUGUUUUGCAACAUCUCUUGUGUCGUUUUGUUGUAAAAAAUGUGUUUCCAAUAAACUUGUGACAGCAACAGUUGAAUAGUUGCUUAAGAAUUUUUGUGUUAAUGAAAACCGACCUUUAACACUAUAUCAGCAACAGACCCAGGUUUUUUUUAGAGGUAGUAUAUUUCUUUCAUGUCACAAAUUUUAGCAAAAAGAAAUUUUUCUGGAUCACACCAUUUGCGAAAUUUAUUGAAUUUGCAAGAAUUUAUUGUCACGAUUUAUUAGACUGUAUGUACAAUAUGGAUCACCGAGUACAUGCGACUUAUUAGACUUCAUUUCUCAAAAGCCAAACGCAAAUAGUAACAUAAAACACUAUGAAAUAAAAUAUUUCAUUCUUAACAAAGCUUUUCGUUACAUAGUAACAUCUUGAGGUAUCUUCAGGUAUAUCUGAAGAUGUUGCUAUGUAACGAAAAGCAUUCUUAUUAUUCGCUUACUUAGUAUUAGAGUGUAUGUACACCAUAAAUGACUAAGUACAUUCGACUUAAACUGUCUAGGCUACAUUUAGCACAAAAAUGCGAGGAUUUGUUAUACAGAUUUACAAACAACAUCUGUAUUACAAUUUCUUCAAGAUCUAGGUUUCAUAUAAACAGGAUUCAAAGACAAAAGGUCUGGUUUAUAGUAUAUAAAUAACAGAUAUAAUUUUUUGAAUUUUAUUUUUAUUGUUUAAAAAUAUAUAUCAGAGUAUAUGUAUCUUUUAUGAAUUUACAACCAUUUUAGGAUAAAAUCCUUGUAGAAUAAAACUAUAUUAUAAUUAUAAGUUUCAAUAUUUUAUAAAGAAGGACUUAUUUUUUAAUAUUUUUUGUGCAUUGCUUUAUUUCUUGUAUAUAGCCAUUUUUGUUUAAUCUUUAUUCAAUGUAUUUAUUUUUAUAUCUCUCUUAUCUGUAUUAUCUUGUGAAUUAUUGCGUCUUUUCAAAUAGUUCUU